Messenger RNA from Aspergillus heteromorphus CBS 117.55, 1107 nucleotides. Its product is annotated as alpha/beta fold hydrolase. Gene Ontology annotation, molecular function: hydrolase activity. Bases 36 to 1037 code for a protein of 333 amino acids. NCBI's taxonomy places the organism in Eukaryota, Fungi, Ascomycota, Eurotiomycetes, Eurotiales, Aspergillaceae. The record is from RefSeq and is a predicted model, not a curated record. The transcript has 4 exons.
CUUUAAUCUUCAGUUUCACCCUCAAAACCGUAAUCAUGGCAUCCAUCGCGUUUCCCUCGUUGGCCAAAAAGGCCACCCUCUCGGACGGCACCACAUACGGCUACGUAGCCAUCCCCGCUGUGUCUGCUGACAAGAGCACUUUUGUGCUCAUUCACGGAUACCCCUCGACCUCGUAUGACUGGAGACUUCAGAUCACUGCUCUUCAGAAGGAAGGACAUGGGGUUAUUGUUCCGGAUCUCCUAGGAUAUGGCGAUACCGACAAGCCCCUUGAUCUGAAGGCGUAUCGCUUGAAGACCAUGAGUAGCCAAGUCGUCGAGAUCAUGGACAUUGAGAAGGUGUCUCGCGCUGUUCUGGUGGGGCACGAUUGGGGUGUCGCUCUUGCUUCUCGCAUGGCGCUGUUCUAUCCUGAGCGAUUCUAUGGACUCGUGACCGUCGCCGUUUCAUAUACCGAGCCAAGUGCAGGGUUCAGCAUCGACGCCAUCUGCGAAUUGACCCAGAAACUCGUCGGCUACGAAACCUACGGCUACUGGAAAUGGCACAACAGCGAAGAAGCCGCAGCCGAGAUGGAGGCCCAUCCCGCCUCCGCCUUCAACCUCAUCUACCCGCACGACCCCCUCCUCUUCAAGACCGACCUGGGGCCCACUGGCAAAGCCGCCGAAUUCGUCCGUUCUGGCCGCACCACCCCUCUUCCCUCCUGGCUCACCCAGGAGGAUUACGAGAUGCAUGAUCGCAUCUUCUCAAAAGGCGGGUAUACAGGCCCGCUAUCGUGGUAUAAGGCCGCGAUGCGUGGGAUGAAUUCCGAGGAUGAGGCGGGCUUGACGGCAGAGCAAAAGGUUUGUCCCGUGCGGAAUUUGUUUGUGGCUGCGACGCAGGACUAUGUCUGCCGGGCGGAUCUGCAGAUCAAGCGUCAGGAGAUGACGGGAUGUGUCCCUAAUGGUAGAGUCGAGUUGGUGGAUUGUGGGCAUUGGGUGCAGUUGGAGAAGCCAGAGGUGUUGAAUGAGUUGAUUCUUGGGUUCGCUAAGGAGGUUGUGAACUGAGGGGAACAGGGAACGUCAGCGUUAGCUGAGUUGGUUAGAAAAAAAAUAUUCUUUGCGAUCUUAUUGAAUA